Pollicipes pollicipes is the source of this 847-nucleotide messenger RNA. Its product is annotated as eyes absent homolog 4. The transcript has 4 exons. Gene Ontology annotation, cellular component: nucleus. NCBI's taxonomy places the organism in Eukaryota, Metazoa, Arthropoda, Thecostraca, Pollicipedomorpha, Pollicipedidae. The coding region runs from base 39 to 350 and encodes 103 amino acids. Gene Ontology annotation, molecular function: protein tyrosine phosphatase activity. Gene Ontology annotation, biological process: negative regulation of extrinsic apoptotic signaling pathway in absence of ligand; anatomical structure development; cell differentiation. The record is from RefSeq and is a predicted model, not a curated record.
GGCCGUCGCUCUACUGCAGGAAGCAGUGCACCAACGUGAUGGUGACGCGGAACAUGUUGAUGACCACCUUCGCCAAGACGGUGGUCUUCGGCCUGGCUGACUGCUUCGAGCCUGAGAACAUCUUCUCAGCGUACAAAGUCGGAUUUGAGAGCUGUCUCAACACGAUACGGCAAAAGUACGCCGAGAAACACGGGCGUGAGGUGAUCUGCGUGAUCAUCGGUAAGCCGGACAAGCCAGACAGCCCGAGCAUCAUCACCGCCGCCCGACAGUUUGGCAUGCCGUACUUCCCCAUCAAUUCGGACAAAGAUCUCCUCGCACUGAAGUUCUUCCUUCAGUGCGGCUACAUGUAGGCUGCUGUGGAACCGACGGGUGAACAUUGAGGCGCCUUGCUGGCUGGAUCUGCGCUCCGCCGGCGCCCCGGCCGCCUGUGACUCGCGUGGACCCGUGGCCCGUGUAGUCCGGUGUUGAAGCGCAGUGGACUCGGUGGCCUCUGUCCACAAAACUGGCGCUGGCUCCUGGAGGCCGCCGGGGCCCGCUGUCGGCCUUCGACUGCGCAUGCGCUCGGCUGGGGAGGCCCCAUCCGGAGCCCGCCCGCCGCAGGACCACGGACUGUGGCGUGUCCGUCGUCCCCGUCCCCGGCUGGUCCCGUUGCGGAGGACCGCCCGUGGGCAGCUGGUCCGUGUGGUCCGGCGGAGGUGGUCCCCGCAUGGAGGGCCGGAGCGGGGUGCCGGGCGCCGCCUGGAGAGCUGGAGGGGUGUGUCGGGCGCCGCCUGGAGAACCGGAGCGGGGUGUCGAGCACCGCAUGGAGAGCCGGAGCGGGGUGUCGGACGCCGCCUGGAGAGCUGGA